Mucor velutinosus is the source of this 1800-nucleotide messenger RNA. RefSeq lists its product as uncharacterized. The transcript is spliced from 3 exons. The coding region runs from base 1 to 1800 and encodes 599 amino acids. Gene Ontology annotation, molecular function: ATP binding; ATP hydrolysis activity. The record is from RefSeq and is a predicted model, not a curated record. NCBI's taxonomy places the organism in Eukaryota, Fungi, Mucoromycota, Mucoromycetes, Mucorales, Mucoraceae.
AUGCCUUCUACACAUCUUACUAGAGGAAUUGCAGCUACAACACCAUUAGCAGGCACAGGUCGUUUGAAUACAUUGGCGGAUCGCAUUUUAUGCUUGUUGGAAAAGGUGUCUGAUGAAGCCUUUUGGAAUGGUUUGUUUGGUGAACGAGUCUUGAAUCUGAUGAAGCGUUACUUUGGAAGCGACGUGGUGUUCUUGGGUUUUAUUGUCUAUCUUGCUCCUAUUGUGGGCUAUCAGUUGCACAGCUUGUUCUAUUACCUUCUCAACUAUGUCAAGGAGAGAAUGUAUGUGUCUAUUCAAAUCGCCAAAGACCAGACUGGAUAUGAUGCCAUUCAGCAGUUUGUGGCAACCAAAACUGCUCAUAUUCGUGAUUUGCGUGAUGUAGAGGGUCGAUGCAUUUACGAUGAUGAAGAUGAUGAUGACAUGCAGGGGCCUAGUCCUCCUCCCAAGCUUCAUCUCUAUCCUUUGGAUGAGAUUGAACACAAGAUUGUAUACAAGAACCACACACUCUGGGUUACCAAAAAGAAGAAUGGCGGCGUAGGCAAUCAAAAUGAGGGCUAUUACAGCAACAACAUCAAGGAUCUUCUCGGCAUGAUGAACAGCAAUCCCUGUAUUCAAAUUACAAUGAGAGGACAAGACAUGAAUUUGCUAAAGACUUAUGUGCAAGAAUGGAUUGACACCCAUUUCGAAAAGGAAUCUGGAAAAUUAACCAUCUACAAGUGCCAACCUACCCGCUAUGAAGGCUUUGACUGGAAAACCGUUGGAUCCAAGGAGCUUCGAUCCUUUGAGUCUGUCAUUCUGAAGGAUGGUCAAAAAGAGCGCAUUCUCAAGGAUAUUCAAACCUUCCGUCGUCGUGAGCACUGGUACUCCAUCCGUGGUAUUCCUUAUCGUCGAGGCUAUUUGCUCUAUGGCCCUCCAGGUACUGGUAAAACCUCGCUUGUUCAGUCUGUGGCUAGCAAAGUCAACAUGAAUGUCGCCAUCAUCAGUCUUUCUGGCAGUAUGGAUGACGAGCAAUUUAACGUGCUCUUGCAAGAAGUGCCUCGCAACAGUAUUCUGGUCAUGGAGGAUAUCGAUCACUGUGUUAUCAAGGACCCCAACUCUGAAAACGACACAAGCAAUGCAAAAAUUUCCAUGAGCGGUUUGUUGAAUGCUUUGGAUGGUGUAGUAGCUCAAGAAGGAUCCAUGGUGUUCAUGACUUGUAACAAUGUCAACCGCAUUCAGCCUGCUUUAUUGAGACCCGGUCGUAUCGACAUGAAGAUGGAGUUAGGCUAUGCCGACAAGACUCAAAUCAACAAGAUGUUCUGGCGAUUUAUGGGCGAGGAUGAUGUGGAAUUCUCUGAUGACGAGAUGGAAGAAAAGGAUGCUGCUGAAAAGAAGAGAGCCAAGAUGUACUCUGAGGAACUCAAGGCGCUUGCACAAAAGUUCACUGACAUGAUUCCCAAUCUACAUGUGACUCCAGCAGAGCUCCAAAACUUCUUUAUCAUGAACAUGAUGGAUCAUGAGGACUUUGAUGUGGAUGAUAGUGAAAAGACAACCGACUAUAGCUACUUGCUGGAUGCUGUACCUGCCUUCCUGGAAACUGUCGCAAAGGAUCGUGCACAAGCUUUGGAACAUGUUGCUAACAAGGGACAAAAGUCUACCGCUAAUACUAUUACUACUUCUGCUGAUGCCAAUAAUGAUACCACCACUGUAAAUAACACUGACGACAAGACUGAAUCCACUGCUGCUGAUGAAGAAGAUAGUAACACUGUGGUCGAUGAUGUAGCAGCUACUGUCAAAUCAGAUACCCCUAAACCCGUUUAA